Pan troglodytes (chimpanzee) is the source of this 6837-nucleotide messenger RNA. Its product is annotated as transportin-1-like. Lineage: Eukaryota; Metazoa; Chordata; Mammalia; Primates; Hominidae. The record is from RefSeq and is a predicted model, not a curated record. Gene Ontology annotation, biological process: protein import into nucleus.
GAGCCAGAGGUAUGGAAAAAUGUGUGCCGAGCACUUGUGAUGUUGUUCGAAGUUUGAGUGGAUCGCCUGCUCCCUCAUGUGCGUAAUAUAGUUGAGUAGAUGCUACAGAGGACUCAAGAUCAAGAAGAAAAUGUGGCUUUAGAAGCCUGUGAAUUUUGGCUAACUUUAGCUGAACAGCAAGUGUGCAAAGAUGUAUUCGUAAGGCAUCUUCCCAGGUUGAUUCCUGUGUUAGUGAAUGGCAUGAAGUACUCAGAUAUAGAUAUUAUCCUACCUAAGGGUGAUGUUGAAGAAGACGAAAUGAUUCCUGAUAGUGAACAGGAUAUAUGGCCACGUUUUCACCGAUCAAGGACAGUGGCUCAGCAGCAUGAUGAAGAUGGAAUUGAAGAGGAAGAUGAUGAUGAUGAUGAUAAUGAAAUUGAUGAUGAUGAUACAAUUUCUGACUGGAAUCUAAGGAAAUGUUCUGUUGCUGCCCUAGAUGUUCUUGCAAACGUGCAUCAUGAUGAACUGCUGCCAUAUAUAUUGCCCCUUUUGAAAGAAUUACUUUUUCAUCAUGAAUGGGUUGUUAAAGAAUUAGCCAUCUUGGGUUUAGGAACAGUUGCUGAAGGUUGCAUGCAGGGCAUGAUUCCUUGCUUGCCUGAGCUUAUUCCUCACCUUAUUCAGUGCCUCUCUGAUAAGAAGGCUCUUGUCCGUUCCAUAACAUGCUGGACUCUUAGCCGCUAUGCACACUGGGUAGUCAGCCAGCCACCAGACACGUACCUGAAGUCAUUAAUGACAGAGUUGCUAAAACGCAUCCUGGAUAGCAACAAGAGAGUACCAGAAGCUGCCUGCAGUGCCUUUGCUACCCUAGAAGAGGAGGCUUGUACAGAACUUGUUGCUUACCUUGCUUAUAUACUUGAUACCCUGGUCUUUGCAUUUAGUAAAUACCAGCAUAAGAACCUGCUCAUUCUUUACAAUGCCAGAGGGACAUUAGCAGAUUCAGUAGGACAUCAUUUAAACAAACCAGAAUAUAUUCAAAUGCUAAUGCCUCCACUGAUCCAGAAACGGAACAUGUUAAAGGAUGAAGAUAAAGAUCUUUUCCCUUUACCUGAGUGUCCAUUUUCAGCUACCACAGUGCUGCAGUCUGGCUUCCUUCCAUACUGUGAACCUAUGUGUCAGCAUUGGGUAAACCUAGUACAGAAGACUCUUGCACAAGCCAUGCUAAGCAAUGCUCAACCAGAUCAAUAUGAAGCUCCAGAUAAAGAUUUUAUGAUAGUGGCUCUUGAUUUACUGAGUGGCCUGGCUGAAGGACUUGGAGGCAAUAUUGAACAACUGGUAGCCCGAAGUAACAUCCUAACACUAACAUAUCAGUGCAUGCAGGAUAAAAUGCUGGAAGUUCGACAGAGUUCUUUUGCCCUGUUAAGUGACCUCACAAAAGCUUGCUUUCAGCAUAUUAAGCCUUGUGUAGCUGAUUUCAUGCCAAUAUUGGGAACCAACCUAACUGCAGAAUUCAUUUCAGUCUGCAACAAUGACACAUGAGCAAUUGGAGAAAUCCCCAUUCAAAUGGGUAUAGAGAUGCAGCCUUAUAUCCCUAUGGUGUUGCACCAGCUUGUAGAAAUCAUUAACAGACCCAACACACCAAAGACGUUGUUAAAGAAUACAGCAGUAACAAUUGGUUGUCUUGGUUAUGUUUGUCCUCAAGAGGUGGCCCCCAUGCUACAGCAGUUUACGAGACCCUGGUGCACCUCUCUGAGAAACAUAAGAGACAGAGAAAAGGAUUCAACAUUCCGUGGAAUCUGCAUCAUGAUCAGUGUGAAUCCCAAUGGCAUAAUCCAAGAUUUUAUAUUUUUUUGUGAUGCUGUUGCAUCAUGGAUUAACCCAAAAGAUUAUCUCAGAGACAUGUUCUGUAAGAUCCUUCAUGGAUUUAAAAAUCAAAUUGGCAAUGAAAAUGGGAGGCAUUUCUCUGACCAGUUUCCUCUUCCCUUAAAAGAGCAUCUUGUAGCUUUUUAUGGUGUUUAAUGUAAUACACUUAAGCUGCAGUCCCAAAAUUAGGGGUCCUUCAGUCUUGGAGACUAUGAGGGAGCCUCUGCACCCAGGGAAAAUGCUACCCUUCAUGGGGGGAAGGGUAAACCAGUAGGGAAUACAGUAUAAUCUCAACCCUACUGGGAGGGGUGGGAGGGAAGUGUUGCCAUCACUGUAUUAAGUUGACGUUGGGAAACGUUUUAACAUCUGGAGGCUUUGUGGGUGGAAAUAUGUCUCCAGUUACAACUCCACAGUGGAUGUGAAGAGGGGGAAAAAAAAAGAAGAAAAAGAAAGAAAGUGUGGCCGGGCACAGUGGCUCAUACCUGUAAUCCUAGCACUUUGGGAGGCUAAGGCAGGUGGAUCAGUUCAGGUCAGGAGUUUGAGACCAGCCUGACCAACAUGGUGAAAAAAAUACAUCUCUAUUAAAAAAAUACACGCGCACACACACAAAAUCUAGGCAUGGUGGAGGGCACCUGUAAUCCCAGCUACUUGGGAGGCUUAGGUGGGAGGAUCACUUGAACCUGGGAGGUGAAGGUUACAGUGAGUUGAUAUCAUGCCAUGGCACUCCAGCCUGGGCAACAGAGCAAGACUCCUGUUUAAAAAAAAAAAAGAAAGAAAGAAAGAAAGAAAGGGAUGGGGGGAAUGCUUCAUUAAUGCAGUUGUUUAAAUAUAUUGUGAUUAAUCCAUACAACCAAACUCUAAAGAUGUAUCUUAAAGAACAAGGCACCUCUCUGUGUACUGAAAUGUACUGUAUGUACAUUUGUACUGAAAUAUAAGCAUAAGCAAGUAUGUGCUGUCCACAUACAUAUGUGGAAAGAGUCCGUAAUGCAUUAAGAGGAGAAAGCGUGCAUUAAAGGAGGUAUUUCCCAUUUUGGAGGCAGGGAGGAAAAUCUGGCAUGCAUGUGUGUGAGAGAGAGUGCAUUAGAAUAUGCGCAGAAAACACAUCUGCGAACGCAUAGCGCAAAUGCUUACUAAUGGAGAGGAGGGGUGCUGGCCAGCUUCCACUCUGUCAUGUGUUUCCAUUGUGUUAGACUUACUGAUAAUGAGUUCACGUGACUUUUGUAAUCCUAGAGAGGGGACAGCAUGUGUGAAGGUCUGAAGCAAUAGAAUGCAUUAGGGAAAAUACUAAAAUUGGCCCAAAAAGGAAAAAAGGAUGGCAGGAAGAGAUGAGAGUGGAGAGGAAGGCGGCAGGCAGAUGGCCCAGGGUAGCCUACGCUCUGCCAAGGAGUGUGGGGUUCAUCCCAGUGCAGCAGGCUUUCUUUGUCCUCACUGGCAGCUCCUCUCAGUCUAUGAGGCUGCCUCCUUGUCUUCUGCCCACAUCUGACUGUGGGAGCUUCUAAUCUAAUCCCUUAGGAGGCCAUCAACUUUACUUAGGGCUGAAGAAUGUCUCAUUCACUCAAUAAACAUUUACAAGCCCCAGCACAGUGGCUCACGCCUGUAAUCCUAGCACUUUGGAGGCCAAGGUGGGAAGAUCACUUGGAUCUAGGAGUUGGAGAGCAGCCGGGGCAACAUAGCAAGACCCCAUCUCUACAAAAAGUAAGAAAUUAGUCAGGCCUGGUGCCACGCACCCGUGGUCCCAGCUACUUGGGAGGCUGAGGUGGGAGGAUCGCUUGAGCCUGGGAAGUCAAGGUUUCAGUGAGCCGAGAUCUUGCCACUGCACUCCAAUUUGGGCAACAAGCAAGACCUUGUCAAAAAAAAAGAAGGAAGGAAAGAAGAAAGAAAGAAAGAGAGAGAGAAGGAAGGAAGGAAGGAAGGAAGGAAAGAAAGAAAGAAAGAAAGAGAAAGAAAGAAAGAGAGAAGGAAGGAAGGAAGGAAAGAAAGAAAGAGAAAGAAAGAGAAAGGAGAGGAGAGGAGAAAGAAAAUAUUCAUAAAGAGAAACUGGAAUCCCACAGGCUCAGUCCUGAUGAGGGUGGUCCUGCUUCCUCAUCUCUUCUCUGUCUACACUGUCUCCUGUGACACCAUCCAUGUUCUUGGCUGUGUAAAGCAUCUUCAUGUGCCCCUCCCACAUCCUCUCUCCUGCUUGGUCUCCCUCUAAGCACAGACUUGGGAAUAUAACUGCCUCCUUGGCACUUUCAUCUGAUAGGCAUCUCACAUCAAAAACUCAACUCUGGCUUAUAGCCACCCGCCAAUCUGCUCCUGUUUUAAUCUUCAUCUCAGUAAACAGUGCUACCAUCCACCCUGCUGCCCAGGCCAGACACCUAGGAGUCUUCUUUUUUUAAUUAAUUUAUUUAUUUGAGACAAAGUAUUGCUCUGUCACCCAGGCUGGAGUGCAGUAGCACAAUCUCAUCUCACUGCAACCUCAGCCUCCUGGGUUCAAGCAAUUCUCAUGCCUCACCCUCUGGAGUAACUGGGAUUAUAGGCGUGUGCCACUACGCCUGGCUAAUUUUUGAAUUUUUAGUAGAGAUGGGGUUUUGCCAUGCUGGCCAUGGCUGGUCUCAAAUUCCUGGCCUCAAGAGAUCUGCCCACCUCAGGCUCCCAAAGUGCUGGGAUUACAGGUGUGAGCCACCACACCCAGCCUAUUUUCACUCUCUUAAUGAUGUCUUUGGAAGUGCAAAAGUUUUGAAUUUUGAAGAAGUCUAAUUUAUCAACUUUAUUGUGAUCUAUCUAUCUAUAGAGCUAUACAUACAGACAUUUCCUGAUUUACGAUGGUUCAACCUACAAUUUUUGACUUUACUGUGGUAUGAAAGCCAUAUACAUGCAGCAGAAAUCAUGCCAAGUACCCAUAAAACCAUUCUGUUUUUCACUUUCAGUACAGUAUUCCAUAAAUUAUGUAAGAUAUUCACCACUUUAUUAUAAAAUAAGCUUCGUGUUAGAUGAUGUUGCUCAACUGUAGGCUAAUGUAUGUGUUCUGAGCACGUGUAAAGUAGGCUAGGCUAAGCUAUGAUGUUUCAUAGGUUGUGUAUUAGAUGCAUUUUUAACCUGAUAUUUUCAGCCUACGACGGGAUGUAACCCCAUCAUAAGUCAAGGAGCAUCUGCAUAUAAUGUUUUGUGUGUGCAUAUAUUUUUAAAGUCUAGCUGACAGUAUUUGGUAAUGAAUUAGAUUUUGGGUAGAGAAGAAUUAAGAAUGAUUCCAGUGGUUUUGGUCAAGCAAGUGUCUAAGAUGGGGGAAGCCUACAGAAGCAGGAAGUUGGGGAUGGGGGAUCAGGAGCUCUGUUCUGGAUGCACGGAGUUUGAGCUUGUCUGUUAGAAAUCCACGCAGAGAUGCUGAGAGGCAGGUGGAAUCUGGAGUUCAGAGUCAUUUCAUAGAUUAGGUGGCUGAGUGAGGUUGCAGAAGACCAACAGGGGUGAGAGGGUGGACUGAAAGGAGGAGAGAAUCGAGGCCUGCCCAGGGCCUCUGCACUUAGAGGUUAGAUAAUGAGGUAAACCCAGCAGGAAGAUGAGAAGGAGUGGCCAGUGAGGUGCAGUUAAUCUUCCUGAACGUCAGUUUCCUUGUAAUAACUAGGCAGCAGUCAUGAACAGUACUUCCUUCAUAGUGUGAUGGUGAGGUUCCUGGAAUGUGCGCUAAAAGUGCUUAGAGCAGCGCCUUGCAUGUAGGAGCUGCUCAGCGCAUGUUAGCUAAACAUGAGAAUCUUCUCUCUAAACCUUCUAAAGAAUUGUCAGACCUUGCCUGAUGGCCUUAGCUAUCAGGAGAGAAAAUCUACAGAGAAACUUGGAGCCCACCUCGGCCAGGUGGCCUGGGCACAGUAGGAUGCCAGCUGCUCAAGGGGAGGACUGGGCACUGCACUGAGUCUGCUGCCCAGAGCCUGGCACCAUUGGGAUGGCUGAGGCACACUGCCAAGCCAGCAGAUUUGUGCAACAGACUUGGCUCCCAAAAGGGAGGCCCAGAAGGCCCAGACACCCUCAGGAAUAGGGCCUGGCUGAAGACUGUGAUUAAGGAGGUGAGAGUUUCAAGUCUGGUAAUUUUGCUAGUAAACAGAAAUGUGACUUCAUUUACAUUCCUGAGCCUCGAAGCCUGGACUUAAAGAUGAAUCCCCAGUGGGUGAGGCUGGGUACCAGAAGUGGCUACAUAAUUUGCAGAGCCCACUGAACAUGGAAAUGUGGAUCUUUUGGUCAUGUGUCAUGAGGGAUGUCAAGGCAGUUAUAGCAGAGCAUUAAACCAAGUGUGGGGCCCUUAGCACCGGGGCCCUCUGUGACUGCACAGGUCGUAGGCCCAUGCAGCUGGCCCUGUCUGGCCCUGCCUGGUUUCCAUCCACAAUGAUGAAGGAGGACAGAGUCUGGAAGGUUGAAGAGGGAGGCACUAGACAUUCGUGGGUGGAGAGACCGCUGUGGCUACAGUGUGGAGAAUGGGUCACGGUGAGCAGGAGUGGUCAGAGCUGUUGGAGCUUUAUGCUGAGAUGGGAUGAGGUCUGCCCAGAUGGGUGGGGAGGGGACAGGAGAGGAGUGGGACCCUCUCUCUGGGGAGGUUGCCCUGCAGCUUCCUGUUUCUCCCUGUUUCCUGCUCAUUGGGCCUUUUCUGCCUUCUCCUCAGGAAUUCUCCUGGGACUGCCAUUCUGGGAUGUGCAUAUUCUUUUAUUCCACUCCCUUUUGUAGAGAUGGAAGCUCCCCCACUGGUGUGGGGCUGAGAGCAGAUUCCCCCCCAUCGACAGAAAUGAAGACACCACAACCCCUCCCUCACGGCACCAUUGCUAUCCCUUCGGGAACUGUAGCUUGAGAUGUCCUGUUGAGUCACUUCACAUCAGCCUCUCAUUGGCAACCUUUGAAUGUCUAUGACAUUCAAAGACAGAAAAAGUAGGCCAGGUGCGGUGGCUCACGCCUGUAAUCCCAGCCCUUUGGGAGGUCCAGGCGGGCAGAUCACCUGAGAUCAGGAGUUCGAGACCAGCCUGGCCAACAUGGUGAAAA